AUGAUUGAAACACAAUCUGCUCUAUCCCACUGCCCAGAGCCACUGAGUGCAGAUGCAAGUUUUGACGACGCAUCUCAAAGUGCUGCAGACCUACUGGAGAGAAUUUCACAGAGCACCGACAUAGCCGCAACACCUGGCCUCUCGGACGAAACCACGACCACUGCUAAUAACCAGCGGCAAGAGGCAUCAACAAAUGCGGACGACAGGCCUGAUACUGAAGGAGCUGACGAAGUUGUGCGUAGAAGACGCAGGGCUCAAGCAGCGACGGUUAAUGCGGACUACGAAUUCAUCGAGAAGAGGUGGAGACACGAGAGGGCCCUGAAAGAGAAGGAGCACGCACUUGAGAUGGAGCGUCUGGCCGUCGAAAAGCUUCGAAUCGAGCGAAAGCAAGAACGCUCCGAGAAAAGGCACGAGCUGAAACGAGACAGAACUGAAAGAGAGCUGCAACUGAGAGAGGGGGAAAGUAAAAUUCGCGAACGCCAGCUGCAAGCACAACUCAACGAAGCGAGCCAAAGAGAGCAGCUGUCGAGAUUCCACAAGGCUACUCAAAACGCGAUACUCAGAAUUGUAGAAACGAUUUGUUAUAAAAUGGCAAAGUAAAAAGCGUGUAAAUAACAGUCGGCUGCAUUCACAAAAAGACAGACUAAAUAAAGUAACAGG
This is a messenger RNA of Rhipicephalus microplus (southern cattle tick), 660 nucleotides long. RefSeq lists its product as uncharacterized. Lineage: Eukaryota; Metazoa; Arthropoda; Arachnida; Ixodida; Ixodidae. The record is from RefSeq and is a predicted model, not a curated record.